CCCUUGCCGCGCGCCUCCUCUCCCCCUCUCUCUCGUUCCCCUCCCUCCCGCGCGCCUCCUCUCCUCUCGCCUCGCCGCGCGCCUCCUCUCCUCCCCGGCCUCACGCCGCCCAUCUAGAGAGAUGGGGGUCGCGCGCGACGAGGCCGGCCUAGCCGCCACCUCCUUCUCCCGCGACCGCGCCGUCCUCUCCUCCUUCCUCCGGCCUCCCUGCCGUGCCGCCGCGGCGGCUGCACGUCCAGCCCCACGCCGCCGUCGUCUUCUUCGCCCAGCCGGCCGCCGCCGCACCGCACGCUCGUGCGCAGGGGCGAGAAGGGGAACCGCCGCCCGCUCCCGUAGCGCGAGGAGAACGAGGGGAGGCAGCGCCCAGAUCCACGGCGGCAUCGACGCGCCGUCGUCGACCUGAGCCGCCACCGUCCUCGAGGUCGGCCAUGGAGGGGGGGGGGGGUCCAACCCAGCUGUAGCCGUCGUCCAGACCAAGAUGCCCAAACAGUUCCCGCUGAUCCAGACGAAGAUCGUCGAUUUCUUCAAGAUCCAGCGGCGCCCGGCGGCCGCGGCGGCCGAGCCGCCGGAGGGGAAGAAGAGGAAGCGGAAGGCCACCAGCGCGUUGGUGGUGUCUGAGAAGAAGAGCAGGAAGCUGCCCUUCACCCCUAGCAAGGACCCCGUCCGGCGCCUCACGCAGAUGGCCUCGCUCGCCACGGCGCUCACGGCCACCAGCGUCGUCUUCAGCAACGACCUCACCUACGUGCCCGACAUGGCGUCCUGGUCCGCCAACCAAUCCGCCCUCGUGGCAGGGGGGAUGCAGGUGCUGCCAAGGGAGGAUGCAGAGACAUUGAGCCUAUGCAAGAGGAUGGUGGAGCAAGGGGCCUCUCCUCGUCGUCUUCAAUCCAGUGGAAGGGAUUGGAGCCCUUGAAGCAUUUGAAUGGAGCAUAUGUAUGCACGUUGCACUUCAUCUUAGGGGAGUGCGACUGUUACAUGUUAGUUAAGACUUAGUUUUUGUGAUGCAUACCAGAGAUAAUGUUUUCUUCGAUGAUUUAGAGUUAUAGUUGUCGUCAAUAUUUAUCAAAAAGUUAGGUCAGAAAAACAGUCAAUCUCAAGCUUUCUAAUGAAGUCAGUGGCAAGUAACAAGUUUUUUCCUGUUUGAAUUUUCUGUACUUACACCUGCUUUUCGUUCUUUUUAUACACUGUGAGAGUUGAUGUGGAGGUGAAAGCGUGUAAUUCUGUAGAGGUUGCCAACACUAAAGUUUUUGACUUUUUUUUCCUCUUCGUAGUUGAUUUAGUUGAAUCCAAAACAAUUAUCACCAACUGUAGAUUUGACCUGGUGAUUGAGUUAUGCUUCUCAAGGAUUAUAACUGUAGUUGUUUCCUGUCUAAUAUUAUUUGUCAGCAAAUUUCUUUAUUGAAAUCUUGAAUAAGGGAACUAUAAUAAUGCAGAUAAAUAACGGUUUUUCUUAUUUUGCCAACAGGUGCAUGUUAUGAUUAUUGUGUUGAAGUGCUGAUUGCUGACCUAUUCCUUUGAUGUCCAUUUUAGUUUGCAUUUUAGGUUCUGUUUUAGUUUACUGAAUUAAUUUUUCUUGAACUGAACUGUUUCUGUGCGGCCAGUCGGCGCCCCUCUAUUUUGUGUGAUUGAAAAACCUUCCUCACCUUAUUUUGUGUGAUUGAUAAAUACUUGUUUCAGUGGUGCAAUGCUUUUUUCUGCUUAAGCAUGGUUCUGAGUCUCUGAAUCUCGCUGUUACAUGAGAAUUGUUUUUCCUAUGAUGGUGGUUGUUGCUUAAGUGUCUUCAGCCUACACCUUCAAUAUAUUUAUGAUAAUUCCUUUUAAUAGCAUGUUUUUCCAAUGAUCUUCUGUUGCUUAUUUAAGAAACAAAUUAGAUUCUCAUGUCCUUUAAUAGUUAUUUAUGUACCUGCCUAAGAAGAUCAUGCCAAUUUCUUAAGCAGUGGGUAGUGGUAACGAGUUUCCUAAGCUGACUUUGAGUUUUAAUUACAACAUAGGCCCAUCUGUUACUUUCUAACGUUUGGUGUUUCCGCAGAUAUGUAAUGAUGUUGCAAUUGCUAAGAUAAUGGAAGCAACACUUAUUUUGCCAGUUCUGAAGCAGGACCAAAUAUGGAAAGACCAGGCGUAAGUGCUACUUUCUCUUGUACUAGGUGUCCCUCUUUUCUGAAUAAUCACAUUGCCUUCACUUAAUCUACUAAUUUGAGACGUUUGUGGUUCCUUCCUAGGAUCCUAACUAACUGCAUGGAUACUAAUUAUUAGUAUAUUGUGCUACACCAUAAUAAGUGCUUAGUGAGCUGUGUCUAUUGUUUACACUGUCAUCCGCGAAGCGGGCACUGUCAUCUUCUCGCGUGGCUGCCUCCAGCCCAUCCAACCCUCUGCUCCCCUCCACCAGGUGAAAGCAGCACCACCGCACACGCCCUGCCGCCGUGACUGCUGAUGACCUACGGGCCCGUCUCUCUCUCAAUCUCGAUCUCCUUGUGGACUGAAAGUUGGUGCCAUGUGAUAAUUUUAUGUGAUUUGAUGCCUCUGGUUCUUCCAUGAUAAUUAUGUUUGUUGUCUUGAAGGAUGGCGUGGUUGAUGCAAUCCGUGUAUCCCUCACAGAUCCACUUGGAACUCAGGCUGCAAACCAUCAAAUAGGUGCAGUAAUGAACUUUUCCUUUCCUGAGCAUUUCAUUUUCCUCUUGUUUUUGGUUGCUAUACUGUAAUUUUUUUUCCAGUAGUGCUUUGCCUUAUCUAUUCCUAUAUAUUUAUCCUUUCGAAAUCAUAUUUUAUUUGUACUGUGUGACCUGCCAAUUUAGACAUUGUCAAUAUACCUAUUACUUUUCGGCUUAUAUCUAUAUUAGUUAAGAUGGUUCGUGCAGUUUGAUGGCAUUUUUAUUCUUCUUCUCGGGGUCUGUUGUACUUUAUAGCUGAAAUUUCAUUAUGUACAAAUGAAAAAGAAAUGGAAUGAGCAAACCAUGUGUAUAAAUAUUACUCCCUCCGUCCCAAAAUAAGUGUCUCAACUUUGUACUAACCUGGAGAUAUUUAUUUUGGGACGGAGGGAGUACUAACUACUGAUCUUUGCAUUAGUGAUUUAGAAGUAAUUCAUGUUGUACCCUUAGGAUCAAAGUAUACGUUGUUUUCAUCCAAAGAAAUGGAUUAUAGAUUUACCAAUUAUUAUGUACAAUCUGAAAUAGGCUAACUAGCAGAAAAAUUGGUUCGAUUAUGAUAAUCUUGUGUGGCUACCUAUACAUUUAUUGUGUUUACCUUCUUGCAUACAUCUUUUUAGGGGUCAUCCUGGUUUUUAUUCCAAUUGUUUACAGGUCACACCUAUUUUGUUGAUUAUUGUUGGGUGCCCAAGCCAUUAGAAAAGAGUGAUGCCUCAGUUAAGGUAGAUCUGAGUAUAGAACCCAGGGUGGCACUUCGCAAAUAUUGUACCCUUCGAACGAUACACCUGUAUACUUAUUAGUACUAGAGAAGUAUGCUGCGUUGUCAAAAGGGAAUCGACUAAUCCCAGUAUCCCACACAUAAUUGAUCACAAUAACUAAAUAGAUUCUUAUUCCCUUUCCCAGGGCAGAAUAAAAUUACAAUUAUCUUAUCAAUCUUAUCUAGAAGGGUUUAACUGGAGAGUGAAACAACAAUAUAAAUAAAAAACCCAUGUUCAUAUUGGUGUGGCAAUGAAUACUAACAAACUAUGGUUGUGUGCGUUUAAAUGGGAUGUUGGUACUUCGGGCAUUGUGAGGCUUCUCAGAGCUUAGCGGCUCUUGGCCGUUGGAUCAUUUUUUGUUGCAUUUCUGGCAAUUCGAUCACAGGAUGGAAAGACCUUGGCCGUUGGAUCAAAAGGUGACCCAAUGCAUAGAUGUCGUCCGUUCUUCAGGCUGCUAACCUACAGCGGUCAUGUACAGGGCCAGAACAACAAUGCCGCUCCCACUACUCCCCAGUGCAGAGGAUUUCUGUGCCGUGGAAGCUCCAAGGCACACCUGACCUCCUCCUUUUGGUGAUGUUUAUCAGUUAGUGAGGUUUCUGCACCUACGCUCUAUGACGCAGAUUGUGUAUGCCUCUUAUUUAUUUUGGUUUAUUUGGGAAUAGACAUUGGCGAUAUGUAUUUUGGAUUUAGACUUAUAGAAAGGGUAUGUGUUGUGACAGUGCAAAGCUUUUUAGGGCUAUCCUCUUUCUCCUGUUUGAAAUUAUGUCUCAUAUUUAUUCUCCUUAACUUGGAAAUUAUGUCUCAUAUUAUGUCCGUUGAAGCCAAUUUAGAAGGACUUGCAAACAACUGUUCAUAGUUGUGGUACA
This is a messenger RNA of Triticum dicoccoides, 4263 nucleotides long. Its product is annotated as histone-lysine N-methyltransferase ATXR6-like. The record is from RefSeq and is a predicted model, not a curated record. The coding region runs from base 479 to 910 and encodes 143 amino acids. The transcript has 5 exons. NCBI's taxonomy places the organism in Eukaryota, Viridiplantae, Streptophyta, Magnoliopsida, Poales, Poaceae.